Molecule: messenger RNA, 5086 nt
Organism: Hyla sarda
Lineage: Eukaryota; Metazoa; Chordata; Amphibia; Anura; Hylidae
Gene: STT3B
Product: STT3 oligosaccharyltransferase complex catalytic subunit B
Exons: 16
Coding region: 701-3160 (819 amino acids)
Biological process (GO): post-translational protein modification
Cellular component (GO): membrane
Molecular function (GO): dolichyl-diphosphooligosaccharide-protein glycotransferase activity
Source: RefSeq, a predicted model, not a curated record
AAUAAUUGAACUCAGAAGCCACGCCCACAGCCGAGCUCAUUUUCCGCAGUCUCUAUACAAGUCCCCGCCCUUCCCACGCAUUUUAGUCACGUUAUUGGUGAAAAUGUCCUGUCAAUCAUUGCACGCUUUCCAUUUUCCAGUUCAUCUGACAGCACGUGCCUUAGGCCCACAGGGAAGUGUCGACAAGGUCCCGCCUCCCAGUGACGUCAUGGCCGGCGGAAAAAGGCGUGCGUUCAGAGCCUAUUGUCUACCACUGGUUCCAGUGUCAGCGUAGCCCCGCCUCCCACGUACCUGUCGCUCGUUCAUUGGCGGAGAGUCUAGGGGCUGUCAGAGCAGGCGUGGUUUUUAUUUUUUUUGGUGACGCCCCUCCUUCCUAUCAGCGCUGACUAGGAAAUGUCAUUUGAGCUUAGAGUCGAGGAGCGCUGACCGGCUCCGGUCCCUGCGGCCUCUUGUUCCCGGGUGUGUGAUGAGGACAGUGAGCGCGGCCGAAGACAGAACCGCAGCUGCGGAGAGCAGCAGAGGGGAGCACGGAGGCCGGUGUCAUCGGGCGGACGAGCCCCGUGCCCGCGCGUUUUAAACCUCCCUCUUCAUUCCCGAGCAGUCACCGACAGUCCACAGACCCCUCCCGCCCCCAGCACACACCCCCACCCCGGGAGGAGGAGAAGGAGGUGGAGCGGCGGCAAGCGGGGGGGAAUCCAACAUGGCGGAGCACGCAGCCCUGGAUAAUAAGCACAAAGCGGCAACCGCCAACUCCGGGGCCUCCUCCCCCGCCCUGAGCUCCGGGCGCUCGGGAUCCGGCUCCUCGGCAAACAGCAGCGGCAGCGUGGUGGCGCACUCCCCCGGGGGAGGCCUGUCGGGGGGCUUGUCGCAGCCCGCAGGCUGGCAGUCUCUGCUCUCCUUCACCAUCCUCUUCCUGGCCUGGCUGGCCGGCUUCAGCUCCAGGCUCUUCGCUGUUAUCCGCUUUGAGAGCAUCAUCCACGAGUUCGACCCCUGGUUCAACUACAGAUCCACACAUCAUCUAGCGUCCCAAGGGUUUUAUGAAUUUUUGAAUUGGUUUGAUGAGCGAGCAUGGUAUCCACUGGGGAGAAUAGUCGGUGGGACGGUGUAUCCAGGAUUGAUGGUGACAGCCGGCCUUUUCCAUUGGAUAUUAAAUAUGCUGAACAUCACAGUUCAUAUAAGAGAUGUGUGUGUAUUCCUAGCACCUGUUUUCAGCGGCCUUACAUCAAUAUCCACCUUUUUGCUUACUCGAGAACUGUGGAACCAGGGAGCAGGACUUCUAGCGGCCUGCUUCAUAGCUAUAGUGCCAGGCUACAUAUCCCGAUCAGUAGCUGGGUCUUUUGACAAUGAAGGCAUUGCUAUUUUUGCACUGCAGUUUACAUAUUAUUUGUGGGUGAAAUCUGUGAAAACGGGCUCAGUGUUUUGGACAAUAUGCUGCUGUUUGUCUUAUUUUUACAUGGUGUCUGCUUGGGGUGGCUACGUCUUUAUCAUCAAUCUUAUUCCACUUCAUGUGUUUGUGUUGUUAUUGAUGCAGCGAUAUAGCAAGAGGGUCUACAUAGCAUACAGCACUUUUUACAUUGUGGGGUUAAUAUUAUCCAUGCAGAUUCCCUUUGUUGGUUUCCAACCCAUCCGUACAAGUGAGCACAUGGCAGCUGCAGGAGUCUUUGCUCUGCUGCAGGCGUAUGCUUUCCUACAGUACCUUAGAGACAAGCUGACAAAGCAGGAGUUUCAGACGCUCUUCUUUCUGGGAGUGUCUCUCGCUGCUGGAAUUGUGUUCCUAACAGUUAUCUACUUAACCUACACAGGGUACAUUGCCCCUUGGAGUGGCCGAUUUUAUUCCCUUUGGGAUACAGGGUACGCGAAAAUUCACAUCCCUAUUAUCGCUUCAGUAUCGGAGCAUCAGCCUACAACUUGGGUUUCUUUCUUUUUUGACCUUCAUAUAUUAGUCUGUACCUUUCCUGCAGGGCUUUGGUUCUGUAUAAAGAAUAUCAAUGAUGAGCGAGUAUUUGUUGCUCUAUAUGCAAUCAGUGCAGUAUAUUUUGCUGGUGUGAUGGUCCGUCUGAUGUUAACCUUGACUCCUGUGGUCUGCAUGCUUUCUGCCAUUGCUUUCUCGAAUGUCUUUGAACAUUAUUUGGGUGAUGACAUGAAAAGAGAAAAUCCACCAGUAGAAGACAGUAGUGACGAGGAUGAUAAAAGGAAUUCGGGAAACCUUUAUGAUAAGGCUGGAAAAGUGAGAAAACAUGUGUCUGAGCAGGAGAAGACUGAAGAAGGCCUGGGACCUAAUAUAAAGAGUGUGGUCACCAUGUUGAUGCUUAUGUUAUUGAUGAUGUUUGCUGUACAUUGCACAUGGGUGACUAGUAAUGCCUACUCAAGUCCUAGUGUGGUACUGGCUUCAUACAAUCAUGAUGGAACAAGAAACAUCUUGGAUGACUUCAGAGAAGCAUACUACUGGCUAAGGCAAAAUACUGAUGAACAUGCCCGAGUGAUGUCUUGGUGGGAUUACGGCUAUCAAAUAGCAGGAAUGGCUAAUCGAACGACGCUGGUAGACAAUAACACAUGGAAUAACAGUCAUAUUGCAUUGGUGGGGAAAGCCAUGUCUUCAAAUGAGUCUGCUGCCUAUGAAAUAAUGCGCAGCCUGGAUGUAGAUUACGUAUUGAUAAUCUUUGGAGGUGUAAUCGGGUACUCGGGUGAUGACAUUAACAAGUUUCUCUGGAUGGUUAGAAUAGCAGAAGGAGAACAUCCCAAGGAUAUCCGGGAAAGUGAUUACUUUACACCCCAGGGUGAAUUUCGAGUAGACAAGGCUGGAUCUCCAACAUUGCUCAACUGCCUCAUGUAUAAAAUGUCAUACUAUCGGUUUGGUGAAAUGCAGUUAGACUUUCGAACCCCUCCAGGAUUUGAUCGUACCCGCAAUGCAGAAAUUGGGAAUAAGGACAUUAAGUUCAAACAUUUGGAAGAAGCUUUUACUUCAGAGCACUGGCUUGUCAGAAUAUACAAAGUCAAACAUCUAGAGAACAGAGAGGCCCUUGACCAUAAACCAAGGAUCACGAACAUUGUUCCUAAACAGAAGUAUUUAUCUAAGAAGACAUCAAAGAGGAAGCGUGGCUAUAUCAAAAACAAGCUGGCUCUGAAAAAAGGCAAGAAACCUAGCAAGAAGACCGUUUAGACCAUCUGUUCUCACAUGGAGGAGUUGUCCUUAAGAGAUAACCAGUCUUUGCCUUUAGAUGAGCUCAUGUUCUUCAGUGGCAUGAGAGUACAGAACCAUCUGUGGUCCAGAAUAUUGUACAAAAUUUUCAGGCAAUGUCUGAUUACAAAAUAUAUAUUUAUUGGCUUAUUAAGAACAGCUGUUUUAGAUUUGUAACGUGAAGCCAGACAGACAGAGCUGCUGUCCUCUAGUAACAGCAGAUUUUUUUUUUUUUUUAAUGGUAUUUUUUUUUUUUUUUUUUUUUUGGGUGGGAGUAAAAAAAAUUUAUUUGUUGACAAUUUGGACUGUUUGCACCAAAGAGCCCUCUAUUUUGGUUGCUAUACAAAUGCAUACUUGUCAAUUUUUUUUUAUUUUUUUUUUAUCACAAUAAAGGUAAAGAUGAUCCUUCAGCUGUAUUUUCUUAAAAUGUAAUGCCCAUUUAAAUUUAGGCAUCGGUGUAUCUGUAGAUACCAGUUGUUCCCUUUUUUUCUUCUCUGCUUUCAGCUUAUUUUUUUUUUUUAUCUGACUAGGGUGUUGGGGUUUCUUCUGUAAUUGCUGCUGUAUAUUUUUGUAGGGACAACUAAAACCAUAUAUCAAACAAUCAUAAAUGUAUCCAACGUAAGGUGAUCAGCUUAUGUCAAUUUUAAGUGUCAGCUGCCGGUGAUGCAGAUGCUUGGACCGAGCCUUUUCGUAAAAUCAAUCAAUCAAGUGUGUGUGUGUGUGUGUGUAUAUAUACAUAUAUAUAUAUAUAUAUAUAUAUAUAUAUAUAUAUAUAUAUACACACACAUUGUAUAUGUUAUUGGCCCCCUUAAUGCCGCAAAGCCAGAACAGCAAGACUUGACAUGGACUAAAGAGGUCAACCGGAUUUGAUUUUAAAAUCUAAACCCAGAUAUUGAAUGUUUUUCCUUUGCACAAUCUUUAAAAUGCAAACAGCCAAAUAAGUUUGAAUGUUUACAUGUAAAAACAUAUAAAAAGUUGACAAGUAUACAGUCAUGUCACUACGCGAAAUCUGAAUUUAUAUAGAGGGUAUUAGAACUAGACCAGUUUUAGUUUUUUUUUUUUCCUCCCUAAAAAAUGCAGUAUACCUAACAGGUUACAUUUUAAUUAUAUCAGUUUUCUUUUUAUUUGAAACAUUUUAAUUUAUUUCAUUUUUUUUUUUUUUUUUUUUUACUUCGGUCUACGUCAUGCACUAAAAUGUAUAUUGGGUUGAAGAUUUGGGUGGAUCAUUUAAGUUUUGGCAGGGGGGGUUGGCAUUAUGCAGACUUAAACCUUUUCUAGUUGACAGAUGUCAACAUUUUUCAUGAUUUUCUUUACUAGUGACUUUUUUUUUGUUGUUAUAUAAUUACGUUUUGUUUUGUUUUUUGUUAAAUUUGAAUUUGCCACAAUGGCUACUGGAUUACCCUGUGUUUAGGAUGUAUCUUUUUUAUAAUACAAAUAAGAGGUCAGAACUAGUGGUAUCUCACAAAAAGAAUAUUAACUUUUUCAGUUAGUUUUUCAAGCUUGUGAUAUUUUUACAUACCAUAAAGCUGCAUCUCUGAUAAGCAUUUGAAUGCAGGUUCUAAGGCCACUGGGAAAUGCUAUCACUCUGUAAAUUGGAUUAAAAACUUUGGAAAUUGACAAUAGAAAAAAAUAAAGAUUUAAUUAAGGUUUUAUGUGUAGUGUCCUGUUUUUGUUUCUAAAGAAAAUGAUCAAAUGGCCAAUUUCUAAAUAUGUAUGCGGUCUUAUGUGACAGACAUGCUGGGGAAGAUUAGUCUAAAUAGCUCUUUGGAAUAGAUUUUUUUUGGUAUAGCUUAAAGGAACUUAUUUUGAAAAUGUUUAUUGAAGAAUUGAUGUGUGAAAAGAAAUGCAGUAAAAACUUUUAAUUUGAAAUAAAAAGGAGAAAAAAAAUUGGUGUUUUUUAUUUAUUAA